UAACUUUUCUAUACGAUUAAAAAUAUGUACUUAAUACAUUAAAAAUGUAUUUCUCCUAAGAGUAAAAAUGUCAAAAAUAUAAGCUGGUGUCUUCUGCUUAACAAAUUACUCCUGUACAUAACUAUAAAGUAUACUUGUGUAUUAAUAGUAAUUUUUUUCUAGAUAUAACUAGGGUAAAUAUGUCUCAUCAAACCGGUAUUAAAGCAAAUGAUGUAUUGAAAAAGUUCUUCAGUAAAUCAGCUUCUGACAAAAGUAUUCGAGCCAUUAAAGUUUCUAUUGAAGAUGAGCAACUUGUAUUAUCAGCAUAUGAAAAACAUCAUAAAUCUUGGAAAGAUGAUUUUGAAAAUGUGAUUAAACAAUUUGUAUAUCGAGAAACACCUUGUUAUAUACUAUACCGAUUUGAUGUUAAAAGUGACACAAAGAACUAUGAUUGGCUACUUAUUAGUUGGUGUCCUGAUGUUGCUCCUAUUCGUCAAAAAAUGUUGUAUGCUUCUACAAAAGCUACACUUAAACAAGAGUUUGGAAGUGCAAAAAUUAAAGAAGAACUUCAUGGAACUAUUUUGAGUGAUGUUACCUUGGAUGGAUUAGAACAAAGUAGAAUUUCUCAAAAAGCACCAGCUCCAUUAACUAUGCGGGAAGAGGAAAUAGCCGAACUUCGUAGAGCAGAAGUUGGACAUAGUACAUCUGUAUCAGUAGAUAGUCGAGCUCAGACCAUGUCAGGUGUCAAGUUUCCCAUGUCUGUAGCUGCAGUUACUGCACUUUCUAAAUUUGUAGAUACUAGUGAGGUCAAUUAUGUACAAUUUUAUAUUGAUAUAAAUAAAGAAAGUAUUGAACUGGCAAAGUCAGAUAAUGUACCAAUUAGUAAACUAAAUGAUCAAGUUCCUAAAGAUGAUGCAAGAUAUCAUCUGUAUGCUUAUCAACAUAAUAAGAAUGGAACUCCGACUAAUUCUAUUUUUUUCAUAUACUCAAUGCCAGGAUACUCAUGUCCAAUUAAAGUGAGAAUGUUAUACUCCAGCUGCAAGUCACAAUUUAUUGAAGAGCUAGAAAAUAUUUACAAGCUACAAAUUCAUAAAAAAUUGGAAAUAGACAACGAUGAUGUAGUUAAUGAACAUUAUUUAUUGGAUGAACUUUAUCCUGAAAAAGAAUCUGAUAAACCCAAGUUCAGCAAACCAAAAGCACCUGGAAGAGGUGCACGACGUAUUACAAAAUCAAAUGAAUAAGAAGAAUUUUUCAUUUUAAUAAUUCAAAUGUUAUAAAUAAUAACAUUGAAACAAUAUUUUACUGAUACAUUUAUUCGCUUGAAUCGGUCUUCCAUAUUUUAUUACAUUUCAGUUAGUUUAACUAUAUGUAUUGUAUGUGUAUUAUUGCAGUUAAUUCUGUAGUCUAAGAUUAAAACUAUUUAUUUAUUAUUUUCAUAAA
Messenger RNA from Adelges cooleyi (spruce gall adelgid), 1419 nucleotides. RefSeq names its product twinfilin (gene twf). The coding region runs from base 180 to 1220 and encodes 346 amino acids. The transcript is spliced from 8 exons. Gene Ontology annotation, cellular component: cytoplasm; actin filament; myofibril. Gene Ontology annotation, molecular function: actin monomer binding; actin filament binding. Gene Ontology annotation, biological process: barbed-end actin filament capping; regulation of lamellipodium assembly; positive regulation of neuron projection development. NCBI's taxonomy places the organism in Eukaryota, Metazoa, Arthropoda, Insecta, Hemiptera, Adelgidae. The record is from RefSeq and is a predicted model, not a curated record.